CUGUCUGCAUGUCCUCCAGAAGAUCAUCUAUUAAAACGUGCGACAACAAUUGUCUAGUUCUGCGGCGCUCUAUAUCGUAAGGGAUCUUGGUAAUACAGUAGGUGUCUACCUGGAAGUAAUGCCAGCCAGCUUACCUGGCUUACUAUGCUCAGAAUUCAAUUUUCGUAUAUCCCGCCUUCCCCUUCGUCUUGCCGCUCUUGGAGAUCAUCGAAAGUGUCUUCCCGGCCUUCCCACGUGUGCGAUAUUGUUGCUGAUCUGUCUGUACAAGACCGCCGUCGUCCUUGAGGCAGAGGAGUCGCAUCGCUUCGUGAAAAAGUCUCAUGUGCAUUACCGGCGCAACAUAAGUCUAGAGUUCGAGCUGGGUGAACUGCAAGGCUACUAUGACGGCGGUGGUGGUAGUGGUAGUGCGGAGCAGAGGCAGCGAGUCAUUCACCCCUGCCGCGAGGCGCAGCGCAAAAAGGAGGGGCAAGGCUGGCGCAAGCAAAGCUGA
Molecule: messenger RNA, 490 nt
Organism: Lindgomyces ingoldianus
Lineage: Eukaryota; Fungi; Ascomycota; Dothideomycetes; Pleosporales; Lindgomycetaceae
Exons: 2
Coding region: 119-490 (123 amino acids)
Source: RefSeq, a predicted model, not a curated record